This is a messenger RNA of Anguilla rostrata (American eel), 2904 nucleotides long. Its product is annotated as rab5 GDP/GTP exchange factor-like. Gene Ontology annotation, cellular component: endocytic vesicle; cytosol. The record is from RefSeq and is a predicted model, not a curated record. Gene Ontology annotation, biological process: vesicle-mediated transport. The transcript is spliced from 9 exons. The coding region runs from base 144 to 1670 and encodes 508 amino acids. Gene Ontology annotation, molecular function: DNA binding; zinc ion binding; small GTPase binding. Lineage: Eukaryota; Metazoa; Chordata; Actinopteri; Anguilliformes; Anguillidae.
UAAGUAAAUAAAUACAUUUGGAAUGCCAACUAACUGGGCCAACUGGACGUUAUCCAUUAAAGCAUUUCCGGGUUACACACUGACGUUCGUUUCUGCGAAGCGGGUGACUUCACGCAGUUAAAGAGCUGGCUACAGGUGAGAUCAUGUGGGCUCAGCAGCAGAGGGGCAUCCACGUCAGCCAGGCCGAGCUGCUCUGCAAGGAUGGCUGCGGUUACUACGGCAACCCCGCCUGGCAGGGCUACUGCUCCAAGUGCUGGCGGGAACACACGCGGCGCAGCGCACAAGGAGACCGACAGGAGAGCAGCUCCGGCUUCAGCAGCAAUGGAGGAACGUCCCUCACCUUCUCCAAGUUCGAGGAGAAGAAGAGCAUUGAGAAAGGGCGCAGGGUCAACACCAUGAGGCGGCUGCUCUGGGGAGCCCCCUCCCCUGCAAAGCCCCCAGGAGAGUCGUCUGAGGGGCGGGAGGCAGCGCUGAAGGCCUUCCAGAGCCUGGAGCCGGGAGACUUCACCAGCUUCCUCAAGCUGCUGCGCCGGCCCUCGUCCCAGCGCCUCAAGUCCCGCUGCACCGCCUUCCUCAACACCAUGGAGGCCUACCACGACCUGCCCGUGGAGAAGCAGUCGGACCUGGUGCAGGAGUUCUACCAGAACGCCGCGGACCAUUUCAGCGGCUUGUCGGAGGAGCACGCUGCUCAGACGAUGGAGCACAUUGAGAAGCUGAUCAUGACGCAGCUGCAUAAGUGGGUGUUCUGCCACGACAGCAGCGACGACGAGCAGAAGGACCUGGCCCUGCAGCGGAGGAUACGGUCGUUGAACUGGGUCACCCCGCAGAUGCUGAGCGUGCCCUUCGCUGACGAGAGGUCAGAGGCCAGCGACCCGUUCCUGCCCGCCAUCACAGCGAUCAUCGAGAUGGACGCGAAGCGAGCCCCCCAGGACAAGCUCACCUGCGUGUCCCGGUGCAGCCAGAAGGUGUUCGAGGUGCUGGCGUCCUCCAGCAGCGAGCCGGCCAACGCCGAUGACUUCCUGUCGGCGCUGAUCUACGUGGUGCUGAAGGCCAACCCGCCGCGGCUGCACUCCAACAUGCAGUACAUCAUCCGCUUCGGCCUGCCCCACAGCCUGAUGGCCGGGGAGAGCGGCUACUACUUCACCAACCUGUCCUGCGCUGUGGCCUUCAUUGAGAAGCUGGAUGGACCAGCCCUGAAUCUGAGCCCGGAGGAGUUUGAGGCCUACAUGCAGGGGCGACGGGUGGCCCCCCGGGGCAGCGAGGGCCAGCGGAGGGCCAGGGAGACGCGGGAGAAGCUGGUGGAGCUGGGGAGUCGGCAGGAGAAGGUGACCCUGGGGGUGCAGGCCCUGCAGGAGCAGCUGCAGCAGUGGGUGCAGUCCGUGCAGGCGCAGGUGGAUGAGAUCACAGCCCAGUCACCUCCCGCGCAGACUGAUGAGGUCACCGCUCAGUCGGUGCUGACGGAGGUGGGUGAGGUCACAGUCGCCUCAGCGCCGGAACAGGCGCAGGUGGAUGAGAUCACAGCACAGUCAGCACCGGCGCAGACUGAUGACGUCACAGCUCAUUCCGCUCCUCCACAGAUAAAUGAGAUCACAGCCAACUCUGUGCCAGCGCAGCCUGAUGAUGUCACAGAUGUGUCUGUGCAGACCCAGGUGGAGGCGAUUAGUGCCUAGGUGAGCGAGUAUAUGAGCUGGUGGGGAGAAGUACGCAGCCUUCCUGUGCUUUGGCUGUGUGCAGGAACACAGCCCGUUGGAGGGCACAGGGAAGGGUACUACAUAGGAUGCCGUUCUUCUCCAUUUUUUCCAGCUGUCUGUUCUGGUAGGAUUCAAAGGCCUCGUGCAGCCACAGCACGCAGCCACACACUGACCUUCCAUGUUCCAGCACACUCCGCCCUCAGUAUCUGAGCACACUUCUGUGUCUUCAGCACCAGUGUCACUGCUGUGAGUGAGAGAGGCCAGCUGUCACUGUCUCCUGUUUACAUUCAUGAACUUGUGCGGGUCGAGGUUUUUCCAUUUUUUUCCCCCAUAAUUUAUUUGCUGGCAUGUGGCUGAGGCUUACAAAAAGAAAAGCAGUUUCAUGUUUAAGGCUGAAGAGACUAGGCGGUGUGCUUUCUGGUUCUGAAGCCCGUUCUUUGCACCUUGUAAACCGGGGGCUGGACAUCCCUGAUCCACGAGUACUGGAGAAACUGUAGGUACUUCUCAAAACUUAAUUAAUUGCACACAUAAAUUAAUUAUUAGCUUCCUCAGUAUUUUACUCCGCAGUGCUGUGGCUAUGACGGGGUGCCUGCCUUUUGUUUCCAGUUUUGAAGUUUAGUACCCUGGUCGUGAGGAGAAGGGCCAGUUCUUGCAGGGUACGGAUGUGUCUGUGGCUUUCUGUUGUCUUGGUGCCAAAGUGCCUGAACAUUUAAGCAUUUCUCAAGUGCCUUUCCAGACAUUCCAUUUUAUGGAAAGGAACACAGUAACCAAUCAGUAACUCACUAAUGAAACCACUAUGUGGGGGGGAAAGUGUUUUUGUCCCAAAAGCAAAUGUUAGUGGGGCAGUGAUGUGUGUCCUUUAGUGUGUACUGUUUGUGUUCAGACACAUUCCUGUCUUGUAUGAUACCUUAGAGCACAAUGGUGCCUUCAUUGACCUUCUAGUUAUGCUUAUAUAUUCAUAAAAAUCAUGUUAUAUUAUUAUGAUAUAGGUUUUCUCAUUCUCAUUCUCCUCUAAGUUCUACGGUACUGUUCAAUAGUACUAAUACUGGUUUGGUGAGACAGAGCAGAAUGUUGUGUCUGUGUGUGUGUGGAAUAGAUUGUGCAAACGCAGAAAAGCCUUACUGUUUACACAUUUUAAAUACAGUUCCCAAAGAUGAUGAAGAUUUAAUGUAAUAAUUUAUAUACUGUAUUGAAAAUAAAUAGAAGAUCCUGA